AUGGGCGAAGCCGGUAUCGACCCUGCUCUCCUCCUCAGUACUGAAGACUUCGGCACUCCUCCUCCACCAGUACCAGAACUCUACAACAGCAGCCCUUCAAGCUGCCCUCGCUUGAGUCUGAGUCCGAUUACGACACCUCAGCAUCGACGUGGUGAGAGUAUUGAGGCUGAAGAGCCGCUUACGCCGCUCAGUAUUGAGUUUACUGAGAUAUUGCGGCAGAAGCUCAAUGAGGUCACCGAUCUGUUGGGAUCACAGGGUGGUAAGGCUAGUGUCCUGUUGGCUGGCAUGGAGCGCUAUGCCAAGAGCUUCAAGGAGGGUACGGAGUUUUGA
Recurvomyces mirabilis is the source of this 330-nucleotide messenger RNA. RefSeq lists its product as uncharacterized. The transcript has a single exon. NCBI's taxonomy places the organism in Eukaryota, Fungi, Ascomycota, Dothideomycetes, Mycosphaerellales, Teratosphaeriaceae. The record is from RefSeq and is a predicted model, not a curated record. Bases 1 to 330 code for a protein of 109 amino acids.